UCCGGCGCGUGAACGCAGCACCACGGCCCGUAGGAGCCGGUGAGACAUUCGGUGCUUUUCGGCCCGGCCAUUCGGAUCGCGUUUCACCGGCAAGCAGAGCGAGACGUCGUCGACAGGGGACAGGUGUCCGACUAAAAUGACCGGGCCCUCCGUGAGAGCGAGCCGCUUUAUUUUGAAAGCCCGCAGCAGCUGUGAAAGCACCAUGGAGCUGAGGCUCAGUUCCCCGGCAGCGCCACCCAGCAAGAGGAGCGACGACAGCUGCGUCUAGUGGCAGGCAGCAGCCGCUUCUUAUUUAAAGCAGCUCUCCUGCGGACCGGGUGGUCUUUUUUUUUUUUUUUUUUUUUUUUGAAGUGUCAUUCGUUCCUAUUGCGAUAUUUCAAGAACCAUUUUGGUUACCUUUUAUUUAUUUAUCUGAACAUUCGCGGACUUGAGUGAAAAACAGCAGCAGCAGCAGCGACGCGGCGAGGAGGAGCGUCCCUCCGCCUCAUUUAAAGCGCAGCGGAGGCGGCGGCGCGCAGACAGACGGUGGGUCGGACAGGGACGGAGAGGAGUCAACAUGUUCGAGGCCAGAGGAAUCCCUUUUGUCCUGCUCGAUAUAGUCUGUCUGGUUCUAGGGGGUCUACCUCUGGCAAUCUUUAACCUGGGUAAGAUCCGACCUUACCAAAGUGGUUUUUUCUGUAGCGAUGACAGCAUCAAGUACCCUUUCCACCCCAGCACAAUCUCCUCCACGGUGCUCUACACUGUGGGCUUUGUCCUGCCUAUUAGCUCAAUGGUCAUUGGCGAGUGCCUUUUAGUUUAUCUAAACCGCCUUAAAUCCAAGUCGACGUUCGGCAGCUAUGUUGCCUGUGUUUACAAAGCCGUCGGUACCUUCGUCUUUGGUGCCGGCAUGAGCCAGUCCCUGACAGACAUCGCAAAGUAUUCGAUCGGCCGGCUCAGGCCGCACUUCCUGGAUGUGUGCAAGCCCGACUGGAAACUCAUCAACUGCUCGGCAGGCAUGUACAUCGAGAACUUCACCUGCACCGGAGACCCAAAGAUGGUCAAUGAGGGCAG
Molecule: messenger RNA, 1050 nt
Organism: Fundulus heteroclitus (mummichog)
Lineage: Eukaryota; Metazoa; Chordata; Actinopteri; Cyprinodontiformes; Fundulidae
Gene: plpp1a
Product: phospholipid phosphatase 1a
Biological process (GO): signal transduction; phospholipid dephosphorylation; phospholipid metabolic process
Molecular function (GO): phosphatidate phosphatase activity
Source: RefSeq, a predicted model, not a curated record